Knipowitschia caucasica is the source of this 216-nucleotide messenger RNA. The record is from the annotation of a GenBank genome assembly. NCBI's taxonomy places the organism in Eukaryota, Metazoa, Chordata, Actinopteri, Gobiiformes, Gobiidae.
AUGCGGAAAUACGGUCUUCGGGACAGACGCAAGCACCCUCCGCUACCCACUGUCCCUGUGUCAAAUGUCCAGUCCAUUUGGAAUAAGACCGAUGAGAUAGAGGCUUAUGCCAGGGAGUUUCCCCAGCUUUUCUUCACGUUGGUCUACAUUCCCCCGCAGGCCAACAUCUCAUCUGCGACCAAGCUGAUUGCGGAGGUGAGCAAUAAAUUGGACUGA